Messenger RNA from Psammomys obesus (fat sand rat), 3564 nucleotides. RefSeq names its product zinc finger protein 746 (gene Znf746). The record is from RefSeq and is a predicted model, not a curated record. The transcript has 7 exons. Gene Ontology annotation, biological process: regulation of DNA-templated transcription. Lineage: Eukaryota; Metazoa; Chordata; Mammalia; Rodentia; Muridae. Bases 89 to 2047 code for a protein of 652 amino acids.
CGGCGGAGAGGACCCGGCGGCCGGGCCUGCGUGGGGCCGCGCGCCGCGGCGUCGACUUCCUCCGCGCCGGGCGGGACAGCGCAGGGCCAUGGCCGAGGCGGCCGCGGCUCCGAUUUCUCCGUGGACAAUGGCAGCUACAAUUCAGGCUAUGGAGAGGAAGAUUGAAUCACAGGCCGCUCGACUCCUCUCCCUAGAAGGUCGAACUGGGAUGGCAGAGAAGAAGCUGGCUGACUGUGAGAAGACAGCUGUGGAGUUCAGCAACCAGCUGGAGGGCAAGUGGGCCGUGCUGGGGACCCUGCUUCAGGAGUACGGGCUGCUGCAGCGGCGGCUGGAGAAUGUGGAGAACCUGCUGCGCAACCGGAACUUCUGGAUCCUGCGACUGCCCCCUGGCAGCAAGGGCGAGGUCCCCAAGGAGUGGGGCAAACUGGAGGACUGGCAGAAGGAACUCUACAAGCAUGUGAUGAGGGGCAACUACGAGACGCUGGUCUCCCUGGACUAUGCCAUCUCCAAACCCGAGGUCCUCUCCCAGAUUGAGCAAGGCAAGGAACCAUGCACCUGGCGUCGUACUGGCCCCAAGGUCCCGGAGGUUCCUGUGGACCCAAGUCCAGGCUCUGGAGCCCCAGUUCCUGCCCCUGACCUCCUGAUGCAGAUCAAGCAAGAGGGUGAGCUUCAGCUGCAGGAGCAGCAGGCUCUUGGUGUGGAAGCCUGGGCAGCUGGACAGCCAGAUAUUGGGGAAGAGCCCUGGGGCCUCAGCCAGCUGGACUCUGGGGCAGGAGACAUCUCCACAGAUGCUACCUCUGGUGUUCAUUCCAACUUUUCAACCACCAUCCCACCCUCUUCCUGGCAAGCAGAUCUCCCUCCCCACCACCCCUCUUCAGCAUGCUCAGAUGGCACACUGAAGCUAAACACAGCGGCAUCCACAGAAGCAGAUGUAAAAAUUGUUAUCAAAACUGAAGUCCAGGAAGAGGAGGUGGUUGCAACACCUGUGCAUCCCACAGACCUGGAGGCUCAUGGGACUUUGUUUGCACCAGGCCAAGCCGCAAGAUUCUUCCCCAGCCCUGUCCAAGAAGGAGCCUGGGAAAGCCAAGGCAGUUCCUUCCCCAGCCAGGACCCUGUGCUGGGGCUGCGGGAGCCAGCUCGGCCAGAGAGGGACAUUGGUGAGCUCAGUCCUGCCAUUGCACAGGAGGAGGCUCCUGCCGGGGACUGGCUCUUUGGUGGGGUCAGGUGGGGCUGGAAUUUCCGGUGUAAACCUCCAGUGGGCCUGAACCCAAGGACGAUGCCCGAGGGACUCCCCUUCUCCUCUCCAGACAAUGGCGAGGUCAUCCUGGACCCCAGCCAGGCCCCGAGACCCUUCAAUGAUCCCUGCAAAUACCCCGGCCGGACCAAAGGCUUCGGCCACAAGCCGGGGCUAAAGAAGCACCCGGCAGCGCCCCCUGGAGGCCGGCCCUUCACCUGCGCCACAUGCGGAAAGAGCUUCCAGCUGCAGGUGAGCCUGAGUGCACACCAACGGAGCUGCGGACUGUCGGACGGCGCGGGCGCGGGGGCAGCCUCCACUGCUGCUGGAGGCGGAGGUGGCGGCAGUGGUGGCGGCGGAGGCAGCAGUGGAGGUGGGGGCGGUGCGAGGGACAGCAGCGCCCUGAGGUGCGGAGAGUGCGGCCGCUGCUUCACACGCCCCGCACAUCUCAUCCGCCACCGCAUGCUGCACACGGGCGAGCGGCCCUUCCCCUGCACCGAGUGCGAGAAGCGCUUCACAGAGCGCUCCAAGCUCAUCGACCACUACCGAACGCACACGGGCGUGCGGCCCUUCACCUGCACGGUGUGCGGCAAGAGCUUCAUCCGCAAGGACCACCUCCGCAAACACCAGCGCAACCACCCAGCAGUGGCCAAGGCGCCCGCCCAUGGUCAGCCGCUUCCGCCACUGCCAGCCCCUCCCGACCCCUUCAAGAGCCCUGCAGCCAAAGGACCUAUGGCCUCCACAGACCUUGUGACUGACUGGACUUGUGGCCUAAGUGUCUUGGGACCCACUGAUGGCGGUGGAGACCUGUGAGGGCCGCAACGCUCCAUGUGGCCCCCUGCAGGCCACAAAUGUACAAAGUCCCGUGUGCAGAUAGCAGGGUGGCCUGAAAGCUCAGAAGCAAAGAGGGAGACUUGGCAGAGAACCAAAUUUCCAUGUUGCUGAACUGAUCACUGGAAAUAGAAACUAUCAAUGCAACCUCCACCUUAAAGAAAGUAGGAUUCCGACUGUGAAACUGAACAGCUUAAUAGGAUCUUAAGUAAUUUAAUUACAAACCCAUUUUUUUGUUUGUUUUUCUCUUUAAUUCUUGAGGAAAAAGCUGAAAAACAGUAUCAACACCAGUUGAAGUUUUGAGGUGUACUUGUGGCUUUAAGGGGUGUGUGUCUACUUUGUCUUAGCGGUGUUGGAAAGACAGUCAGUGGGAGAAGCAGGCCAGGGCACUCCCGGCCUUGGACCACACAGUCCUGUGGCAGGUGAGUUCCUCAUCUAGCCAGGCAGCUGGCCGAGACCUUGGGCCCUGGGUGAUGAGGGCACUGGCCCUAGACAGCCUCCACCCAUCAGUAAGAACCCCGCUAGAAGUAGCCCUUGCCUCCUGAAAAGACCCCAUAAAGCCGAAGCCUGACUUCUCCCUUGAGCCAUCUGCGGGACCUGUCCAAGGUGGUAAUGUCCUCUGUGGUAGUGACUCCUGGGCCUGGCUAAGACGAGUCAUGGAGCUGUAGUAGUGUUAGGUCUGAGGGUGGUUAGCCCUCAGACAUGAAGUCACAGAAAGCCAGAGCCACCCAUCUUGGGUUAUGUCCAUUACCCAUAGAUGCUUCUGUUGGCUGCCAUUGUGUAGUAUGUUCAUUUUCAAAAUGGUUCCACUUCACAGCUCAUUCCACCAUUACCAUGACUUUGGAAAGCAGCUAGACAGGUGGUUCUUUUUAGAGAAGAGGAAAUAAAGGGUUCAAAGGGGACACAACCUCUCACCAUGAGGACUGUGUGUUCCAGGAGCUGGGAAGAGCUGCAGCUGAGACCCAGUUCUCCUAGAACAACAGUUUAGGGAAGAUUUUGAGAUCUUGUCCUUUUAAAAGCUUUGUCCUACACACAUGGAUCAAAGCAUCAAGACACAAAACUCCUCCUGCCUCAGCAGCUCGAGCUGGACAGCCCCCUGGUGUGUGUGCUUAUGUAUCACUAGGCACGCAGGGGGCAGUUGGAUUGCCAGGUAACUGGGUACAUGGCUCAGGCCUGCCUGGAAUAUCUUCAGUGGAAUUAGAGCUAGGUCCAAGUUUCUGUCAUAACAAUGCUGUCCCCCCACACAUAGCCAUUCCCAUUUUGUUUAAGCAGCCACUGGUCCUCUUGCCCAAAUGGCUAAUGACUCCCUGAAGAGGGCAGAGACCAUGGUGCCCAUUCAGCAACCUCCUGCAUACUUUAUUAGAAAUGGACUAGUUAAGAAAAUGGUUUCUAUGUACUGUAUAUUUUGUACCUGUUUACACUUCUAAUAUUGAUAUAACUGAUAUUUUGAAAAACAAAUGAACAGAAAACAUCCUGUUAAAAUAAAAUCUAACCAGCAC